AUGACGCCAAAGGGCGGCUGUCUGACGUCACGCUGCGUCAGCUACACCAAGGGCAGGUGGCUUUUGUCGUCGGGUACCGCGUCGACGAUUAUCAGCGCGAACGGCAACAUGAAUUACGAGCGGUACAAGCUCAUAGACAGCACCACCGUGAUACUCAAGACCACGGUACGCCUCACUCUCGCCCCUCCCGCCCUAUCCGCCCUCUCCGCCCUCCCCGACCUCUCCGCCCUCUCCACCCUCCCCGACCUCUCCGCCCUCUCCGCCCUCCCUGCCCUCUCCGCCCUCUCCGCCCUCUCCGCCCUCUCCGCCCUCUCCGCCCUCUCCGCCCUCCCCGACCUCUCCGCCCUCCCUGCCCUCUCCGCCCUCUCCGCCCUUCCCGCCCUUCCCGCCCGCUCCUCCCUAUCCGCCCUCCCCGCCCUACCCGCCCUCUCCGCCCUCCGCGACCCACUUCCACUUCCCUCUGAUUCCGCUGCCCGUCCCUCCCCUCGUUCCGCAUUCACUCUUCCUGCUACUUUGCACGUUGCUGUCAUGACGUCAUGCGCACGUCAUGCCCAGGCCACAAAUGAGAACGCGUGCUGCCAGACGUGCGCGCAGGCCGACAAGUGUGUCUUCUUCCACUACCAGCCGCCAACCAUUGCCGGCACAGCUGGGACCUGUAGACUCCUCCCCAACCUGAUGAAAUUCACUGUAGACAACACUAUAAAGAGCGGGUAUGAGGAUCCGAGGCUGGUGGUGGGGGGAAGGAGAGGAGGGAAGCGAAGACACAGACUGCACAUACGGUCCUGGAUCAGGGAGCUCUACAUGACGUGGCGAGAUCCCAUUGGCCGGCAGCACUCGGCGUUCCUGAAGGCGCGCGACGGCCAGGAGCAGCGGCGGGGGGAGAGGGGAUUCAUUGAGCGGAUGGAGAUGGACGGUCGACCUCUUACCCCACCUACUCUGGUCGGGCAGGCAGUGCAUGGGGAAGGGUCCUUUCACAUGGUGCUGGCAGCUUUGAGUCGACUCAAAACUAAGGGUCCUUGCACAUGGUGCUGGCAGUGGCGGGGCCAAUGGGGGAUGGCAGGGACAGAGUCACAUACCAUGUGCGCGUCCCCUCACCUCCCCCUCGCUCCCCUUCUUCCCCCUCUCCCUCCCUCCCUUCCUCAGGUGGGGCAGGCAGUGCAAGGGGAGGGGGACUUUCACAUGGUGCUGGCAGUGGCGGGGGCCAUGGGGGAUGGCAGGGAUGUGGGACAGGCAGUGCAUGGGGAGGGGGCCUUUCAUAUGGUGCUGGCAGAGGCGGGUGGCAUGGGGGAUGGGAGGGACAGGGACACAUACCGCGUGCGUGUGGGGGGAGUAGCAAGCAUGGAGCUGUCCUUGCAUGCCGCACACCCGCUGCUGCAGACGGCUGACGAGGCUUACACUCACUUCAACGUCUAUAUUAAGUACCUCAAUGUUAGUAUUCAAAAGGCUCGCUGGCAGACUUUUCGAGGGGAAAUUACCCGGGCUAAACGCGCAGAGGAGUAUGGGCUGCUGACUAGGCUGCUGAGAGCGCCGAUUCAAGCUGACGGGGAGACAGGGCGAGGCUUUCUGGAUGGUGACGUGGAGGAUUAUGCCACGUCAGCAAUCGAUGCUGCUGACUGUGCGUUUGCCACGGCAUGGAAUGAGGCUCGGAGGAAGGUUCGGGACGAGCUGGGGGAGGUUGGCGAGGAGCAGGGGGCUUCUGGAGAGGCUGAUGAGGAGGCUCGGGGGGAGGUUGAGGAGGCUGAGGAGGAAGUUCAGAAGGAGGUUUGGGACGAGGCUGGAGAGGAGGUUCGGCAAGAAAACAUGAAUAGUUUGCCAAUGGAGGGUAGAGAUCAGGGGUCUGAGGCAUUUAGAGACUUAGAAGCAGUGAGAAGGGUGGAGGGAGAUGGGGAGAAGAGGAAGCAGCAGCAGGAUAUCUUGACUGAAGAGAUGGAGGAAGAGCGAAAAGGAAGAGAGGAGAGACACUACAGGGAGGGCAUUAGGGAGAGAGGCAGUGGCGAGAUGUGGGGAAGGGUAUGGGAGAGCAGAGACUCGGCGGCUGACAAGGAGAGUGCUACGAGUUUUGCCCGUCACAGAGAACAGCUGGUUUAUGAAAUAUUUCAAUAA
Messenger RNA from Closterium sp. NIES-65, 2103 nucleotides. NCBI's taxonomy places the organism in Eukaryota, Viridiplantae, Streptophyta, Zygnematophyceae, Desmidiales, Closteriaceae. The record is from the annotation of a GenBank genome assembly.